AUGAUCACCAGUAACUGUUCCAAAAGGUUGAGAUUAUCUAACAAUUAAUAACCUCUUAUUAUCUUCACUUCUAGUUCUACNCCAUUUCAAAUAAUAAAUCAAUUUGAUAAUUAGCAAUUAAUUUCUAGUUGUGAAUGUUUAGAUUGUGGUGGCAAAGUGAAGAAAAAAAUUUUAAUUUGCAAAAAAGAAUUACUUGACUCACCUCAAUCUAAUACUAAAACUAGAUUUCCAGCUUCACCUUAAUUAUCUAUUUAACCAUAAAAUAUGAGACCAUCAAAUAGAGAUUUAAGUUUAAUUGGAUCUUCUGCUCAUUUUAGUAUGAUUUUAAUUAAUUUUUAUGUGAAAAGCAUUCUAAAUAGUCCAUUUAAAAAAGUAAUCGUGUAUCCAUUCUACCAGUAAUACAAUUGAUUU
This is a messenger RNA of Paramecium sonneborni, 411 nucleotides long. The record is from the annotation of a GenBank genome assembly. Lineage: Eukaryota; Ciliophora; Oligohymenophorea; Peniculida; Parameciidae.